CAUCAAUCUCGAGCUCACCUCGAGAUUCUCACAUUCUCUAUAUAUGAUGUUACAAAUAAGUAAAGAAUUAAGCGAAAUAUGGUUUCUGGGAAUUUUACUGUAUAGCCAAGCUCAGGGAAUGUUGAAUUCUCUUCAAUUGUUACAAGCUAUGCCCUUUGCCUCGCGUCUUCUCAUGCACUUCCUCUGCCCCAUUUGUGGUUUCAUCUUCUCAUAAUCCAAACACUAAAUACAAAACAAUCAUAGUAAAAUAUGUUUUCAUUACUCUUCUCGAGGCAAAUAAGAUGACUCAUCUCUCAUAUCUGCUUUUGAAUCAAGAAUCUUUAACUUUUUUGCAUUUUCCACAUCAACGACAUUAAACUUUGCUUUAAAAAGAAAAAAAGUUACAUAGAUAUUAUAUAUUAUAUAUGAAAAUGCAAGGAAAUGAAUAAUUGACACAGCAAGUGAGUCGUUUGCAUUUGUUGUUUUAAGAUUAUGGGCAUUACAUAUCCUUUUCUUUACAAGCGCCCGACUAAAUGACAGGCAUGCUAGUUCCCUUUACAGUACCAAUAAAACUUGGUGUUUUUUUUCUUGAGUUCUGACACGGGAUUUAGUGGGUGGGUUUCAGGCAUAGAAAGCAGCAAGUGGGUUAUUGUGAUCUAAAGAUUACGUUCAACAAACUUAGUUCAAAGUUCUUUUUUUUCCUAGUAAUACUUAUCAGUUUAGUUCACUUUUAAACAAGCUUUCUGCUUUUGCAACUGUGUCUCUGAUUCUUUUGUAACUCUAUUCAAUGGGGAGGAUUAGAAGAGAAGUUGCUCUUUGUUUUGUGACAUUCUUGUGGUUUUGGACUACUGUAAAUGGAAUGUUAUCUGCUAAAGGUGUAAACUAUGAAGUUCAAGCUUUAAUGGGUAUAAAGAACUCUUUACAUGAUCCUCAUGGUGUUCUUGAUAAUUGGGAUGGGGAUGCUGUUGAUCCAUGUAGCUGGACAAUGGUUACUUGUUCUUCUGACAGUCUAGUCAUUGGCCUAGGGAUUCCAAGCCAGAACUUAUCUGGUACUCUUUCUCCAAGCAUUGGCAAUCUGACAAAUCUUCAAAUUGUGCUCUUACAAAACAACAACAUAACAGGACCAAUUCCGGCAGAGAUUGGUAGGCUAUCAAAGCUUCACACACUUGAUCUUUCGAACAAUUUCUUCAAUGGGGAAAUUCCUUUCUCUCUAGGCAACUUACGAAGUCUCCAGUACAUGAGGUUUAAUAAUAACAGUUUCUCUGGAGCACCUCCAAUGUCAUUGGCCAACAUGACCCUGCUUAUCUUUCUUGACUUGUCCUUCAAUAAUCUAAGUGGCCCUGUUCCAAGAUUUCCUGCCAAAACAUUCAGCAUCCUUGGAAACCCUCUGAUCUGUGCAACUGGUUCUGAACCAGACUGCUAUGGGACACAACUAAUGCCGAUGUCCAUGAAUGUGAAUAGCUCAGAAACCAAUCUACCUUCUGGCGGACGCAGAAGUCACAAAUUGUCCCUUGUAUUUGGCUUGAGUGUGGGAUUUGUCUCUGUUAUCAUUCUUGCAUUUGGACUCUUUAUGUGGUGGAGGCAAAGACACAAUGAACAGAUAUUCUUAGAUGUUAAGGAGCGGCAUCAUGAGGAGGUUUCCUUUGGAAAUUUAAGGAGGUUCCAAUUCAGAGAACUUCAGAUAGCAACACAUAAUUUCAGCAGCAAGAACAUACUGGGGAAGGGAGGUUUUGGAAAUGUGUACAAAGGGACUCUCCCAGAUGGGACUGUUGUUGCAGUCAAGAGGCUUAAAGAUGGAAAUGCCAUUCGAGGAGAGAUCCAAUUCCAGACUGAAGUUGAGAUGAUCAGCUUAGCAGUCCAUCGGAACCUCCUUAGACUUCAUGGAUUUUGCAUCACAUCCUCAGAAAGGCUUCUAGUUUACCCAUACAUGUCUAAUGGCAGUGUUGCGUCUCGUCUCAAAGGGAAACCAGUCUUGGAUUGGGGCACCAGGAGGAGAAUUGCCUUAGGAGCUGGUAGAGGACUAUUAUACCUCCAUGAGCAAUGUGACCCAAAAAUAAUUCAUAGGGAUGUAAAGGCUGCAAAUAUAUUACUUGAUGACUAUUGUGAGGCAGUUGUAGGAGAUUUUGGGUUGGCAAAGCUUUUAGAUCACCAGGAUUCUCAUGUCACAACAGCCGUGAGGGGAACUGUGGGCCAUAUAGCUCCCGAAUACCUUUCCACUGGCCAAUCCUCUGAGAAAACAGAUGUUUUUGGAUUUGGUAUUCUUUUACUAGAAUUAAUAACUGGCCAAAGAGCUCUAGAAUUUGGCAAGGCAGCUAACCAGAAAGGAGCCAUUCUUGAUUGGGUAAGGAAAAUUCACCAGGAGAAGCAGCUUGAAAUGCUUGUAGACAAGGACUUGAAAAACAACUACGACAGGAUUGAGCUUGAAGAGAUGGCUCAAGUAGCUCUAUUGUGCACCCAAUACCUUCCAGGGCACAGACCAAAAAUGUCUGAAGUUGUUCGAAUGCUCGAAGGCGAUGGCCUUGCAGAGCGAUGGGAAGCUUCUCAAAGAGCAGAAGCAACCAAAUGCAAACCCCAUGAAUUUUCCUCGUCAGAUCGAUACUCUGAUCUCACUGAUGAUUCAUCAUUACUAGUGCAAGAAAUGGAGCUCUCUGGCCCAAGGUGAAUUUCUCAGAAUCAAAACAAUGAAUUAUGGUUAAGGCUACUGUGCAGAAGUCCCUGUCACGAUUCAAAGUUUGCAAUGUAUUGUAGUGGUACAUCAGAGCUCCAAACUGGCUUUGAUUUUUUUUUUUUCCCCCCUGAAUUGUACAGUUUUUAGUUUGAGAAAGUUAUAGUUUUAGAAUGAUAUCUUCAUUUAUUUGCUGUUCUUAUUGAGUGAAAAUUUUACAAGGAUAUGUCCCUUUAAAUUUUGAGCUUGUAAUGUAAUGCUCUAGACUUGAUUUUUCAUAGUUCUGAAUCAAUUAAUGCUUCACACUUGCUUCA
Molecule: messenger RNA, 2958 nt
Organism: Mangifera indica (mango)
Lineage: Eukaryota; Viridiplantae; Streptophyta; Magnoliopsida; Sapindales; Anacardiaceae
Product: protein NSP-INTERACTING KINASE 1-like
Exons: 11
Coding region: 767-2641 (624 amino acids)
Biological process (GO): protein phosphorylation
Molecular function (GO): ATP binding; protein binding; protein kinase activity
Source: RefSeq, a predicted model, not a curated record